Messenger RNA from Paramecium tetraurelia, 2232 nucleotides. RefSeq lists its product as uncharacterized. Lineage: Eukaryota; Ciliophora; Oligohymenophorea; Peniculida; Parameciidae. Gene Ontology annotation, biological process: phosphorelay signal transduction system. The transcript is spliced from 2 exons. Gene Ontology annotation, molecular function: phosphorelay sensor kinase activity. The record is from RefSeq and is a predicted model, not a curated record.
AUGUAUGAAAUAGAAUAUACAAUAGAAAUCUUUGACAAUUACAACAGAUAUUCCUUCAUCACAUUCCUACUGCCAAUAGCGAUUUAUUAAUAGAAUGACAAAGAGACAUUUGUGAAUCGAUACUUUAUGCUGAUCAAGUUGUUGCAUCUCCUCUUGUUGAUGCUCUAUUACAGUUUAAUAGACUUUGACGAUGGUUAGCCUCUGAUCCAGUUUCUGAUAGUGAGUUUGCUCAUCCUAGCCAAAAAUCAUCAUCACGAAGGGGAACCAAAGGUAACUCAAAACAACCUAACGAUGAUUGAGGAAACUUGCAAUCUGAAGACUCAAACCGAAUACGAUAAGAUAACUGAUGCCACUAAUGGAAUAGUGGGUGUAAUUAAAUUAAAUGAAUAAUUUGAAAUAAUUUACUAGAAUAAAAAAUCUUCCUACUUAAUGGAGGAUAAAUCAAUCAACGAAAUAUUAAUGCAAGCCCCCACUCUGAUAGACAAAUAAACCAAGUAGCUACUCCAAGAAUAAUGCAAUAUCAAAUUACAAUCAGUCCAAGAUUUCAGAGAAUCCUUAACAUAAAUUUCCCUGAAAGAACUGCUCGAGAUCAUUAAGACGAACCUCCCUCUUCCACAUUAAUUGGAUGUGUAUGUUCUCCAGGAUUUCGAAAUGUUUUACUUUUAAAUUCUCAUAAACAAAGAGAGUUGUGAUAAAACAACCUAUAAUAUAGUGUUCUAGGAUAUGUCUGAUUAUUCUCAUUACAUCAAGAAGAAACACUCUCAAACAACUAUGAAACAACUAUUCAAGAGUUUCAGUCAUGAGUUGAAUACCUCUUUGAAUUACAUCUUGGCUCUGGCUCAAGUGGCUCAAUGUCAUGAGAAUGUACCUAAGACAGUGUCAGAGAAGUAUUUUCUGCCCAUUUUACAUUGCGGCAGGAUUAUGCAUAGUUUAAUUAGUGACAUAAUGGAUUACAAUCUAAUCUUAAGCAAAUAAUUCAAUGUAGAAGUGAGUAAUUUUAACAUACCAUAAUUAAUAAGUGAGGUUGUCGAUCUAUUCAAAUACUAAGUAAAUCAGAAACAUCUUAAGAUUCAAUUCCAAAACAACCUUUUGAAUUAUGAUUUAGUUAGUGACAGAAAUAGAAUUAGAUAAAUUUUAAUCAAUUUAGUAUCAAAUGCACAAAAAUUCACUUUUUCUGGUUAAAUCAGAAUCCAAGUAGGAGCAGUCGUCAACAAUAAAUAAUUAUGUGUUAUCUUCCAUGUAUUCGAUACAGGCAUUGGAAUGAAACAAGAUGAAGUGGAACGAUUGCAUCAACUCUUGUCUUCAGGCAUACCAUAAUCAGCUAGAAUCUCACAAAAUACAGCUGGAUUUGGAUUGGGAUUAUAUAUUUCCAACAAGAUUGCUGAAGUGCUGAGUCAAACUCGAUAUGAGAAGGGAGGAGGAUUGAGAUUCGAAUCAAAAUAUUAAUCAGGGUUUCAUGCUUGGUUCAUGGCUAGAAAUUAAUCCUACAGUCCUGUCUAUUAAUAAAGCAAUCCUACACCCAUUGUUCGCAUCAGAAAGAAGAUCUAAAUAGAUACCAUGGAAUCGCAAAUAAGCAGAGUCAAUGCAUUACCAAUGAGAUAGAAGUUUUCGUAGAUCCUUGGAAUCAAAGAUUUCAAAUCAGAAAGAGGAUUGAAUAAAGAAUUGUCACUCAAAUUGCGUUAACCACCAUCCAAAAUAGCAAGAGAAUUGUUUCUUGCUGCAAUUUCAUCUGAAAGGAGAAUUGAAUCACUUAGUAUCAAUUAAGAGACAAAUGAUUAAGAAUUUCAGAAUAGAAUCAAACAUUUGAAUGAAAAUUGUACAAAUAAUUAGAAAUGCAAUUGUCCUCAAAUUCUGAUCGUUGAUGAUGAAUAAAUAAAUAUCAUGGCUUUGUCAAUGAUGCUUGAUCAAAUGGGCUACUCAAGUGACUCAGUAUUCAAUGGAGAAGAAUGUGUCAACCUCAUCUUCAGUAAUCAGAAGAAAUCCAAAUGUAAUAAAUGCAGAUCCUAACAAUAUCGUAUGAUCUUCAUGGAUAUCAACAUGCCAAUCUUAGAUGGCAUACAAGCAACAGUCAGAAUCAAAUCCAAAUACUCCAACAUCAUAGUUAUUGCAUGCACUGCCUUCUCGGACACAGAAACUCGAAACAUUUGUUAUAAAAGCGGAAUGAGUUAUCACAUUCAAAAACCAGUCAAAAAAGACUAACUCAUUGAAAUACUAUCUUAUUAUUUAAAUUGA